AUGUCUUCAAUCGCAUUUUCCCUCCCAAGGAUCUCUAUAAAUACUCAAAUCUUCGCGAAACAAAAACUCUGCGCUCCAGAAAUUCUUGACGAAGAAGUUAGUUACAAAGACGAAAACCAAAUCCCUGAAACUGAAUCAAUCAAUCUUCGAUCGGAGAUCCUUGGAGCUGCAAUGGCGGACGUGAACCCAGCAGAUUUAGUCGACGGAAAUGUGGUGAACUUUCGUGAGAAGGACACUCGUCACCGCUACGAAGGAAAAGUCUGCUAUUUCGAGCUAGAGGCUUCCAGAUUCGGAAUCCAGGACGUAACGAUGAUCGUAGAAGGCGAGAGUUUGUACCUCGGUGGAGCUUACAUCAACACUCUCCCAUUCAUUGAGGACUUGGUGGUGUUACAAGUUGCUGAGCCACACUCUGACUCUGAGGAUGAACAACAGAUUGGUGAUAAUCCAGGUGGUGUGAAUGAAGCUGCAGGCAACAAUGAGGCUGGUCAGAAUGGUGCUAAUGGCACAUCGGGUCAUGCUAGUGUGAACCAAGCUGCAGGAGCAAGCUCUAACAACACUCAGGCAAGCUUGACAUAA
Messenger RNA from Microthlaspi erraticum, 576 nucleotides. Lineage: Eukaryota; Viridiplantae; Streptophyta; Magnoliopsida; Brassicales; Brassicaceae. The record is from the annotation of a GenBank genome assembly.